Entamoeba invadens IP1 is the source of this 891-nucleotide messenger RNA. RefSeq lists its product as hypothetical. NCBI's taxonomy places the organism in Eukaryota, Evosea, Mastigamoebida, Endamoebidae. The record is from RefSeq and is a predicted model, not a curated record. The transcript has a single exon. The annotation marks the transcript as partial.
GACAAUUUACCAAAAGAACACUUGGACACUGUUGCGAAAUUCAUAGAGGAAAAUACUAAAGGAGUGAAACCACAGACGACUAUUCUCCCGUGUUUGCAGAGGAAGACAUUUGCUAUCAAAAACUAUGAGAAAGUGGAAGAAUUAUUAAGGAAUGUAUGCACCACAGAUGAACAGUUGAUAACGUUGGCGACUAUGACACAAUUCAUUAAAGCGGGAAAGGGAUUCCAUUUGACACCAGAAAUGAAAGAAAUGAUACAACUCCUUGUUCAACAUUGUGAAAUCGACCAAACGAAGUUGCCGCCCGUGUUGGACUUAUUUGGUGGGUUGUGUUUGAAGUGUAUGGACGCAGUGAAAUACUUUGAGACGGUGUCUGUGUACUCGACACUCCAACACACGGUCUUUGAAAUGAUCAAAAACAACACAGCAACAGGACCAAUCAAAGUCAUGUUCAUCAAAUUCUUGGCGAAUUGCUUUGUCACAACUCCACCAGAAAUCUUCAUGCAUGUGGUGCACUCAACAUAUCCAGAUUUGUAUGCCUUCUUUAGAACAGAGAUGACUGCCGCAAUUCAAAGUAACAAUUUGAAUGUUCAAGGCGCGAUUUCCGGCGUUCUUCUCAACUUGUCUAUCAGUGCUAUUAACUCGAGUAUUGCUGGGAUGCUCGCAGAUGGACUCUUUGACUUCCUAAUUGAGUUGUUUAUGAUCACAACAGACGAUAACACUCGUGCAGUGCUAUUACUUGGGAUCGGCAAUUUCAUGAAGCAGGACUUCCUUGUGAGAAGAGACUUUAUUAAGAACACCAAGCUGAUGGAUAUCAUCAAAAAUAAUAAGAACAAAACAAUCCAAGCAAUCAACGACGAGAUCAACGAGUUGGUCUUGGGCGUAAGCAAUUGA